Molecule: messenger RNA, 4444 nt
Organism: Corythoichthys intestinalis (scribbled pipefish)
Lineage: Eukaryota; Metazoa; Chordata; Actinopteri; Syngnathiformes; Syngnathidae
Gene: klb
Product: klotho beta
Exons: 6
Coding region: 743-3763 (1006 amino acids)
Biological process (GO): carbohydrate metabolic process
Molecular function (GO): hydrolase activity, hydrolyzing O-glycosyl compounds
Source: RefSeq, a predicted model, not a curated record
UCUGCUGAAAAUGAAUGCAUGCAUAAGUUUUUCCAUGUCUUGUUGAGUCAGAAGCCCCUUAAUUCUGGCUAUAUUUUUUAGGUGGUAAUAAGCAGAUUUAGUGACGGACUUUAGAUGGUUAUCAAAUUUUAGGUCUGAGUAAAUAAUUACGCCAAGGUUUCUGACUUGAUUUGUAGCUGUUUGUGACAUUGUGCUAAGGUGCUUGCUUAUCUUUGACCUUUUCUUUUUUGGCCCAAAAAUGAUCACUUCUGUCUUCUCCACUUUUAACUGGAGAAAAUUAUGGCACAUCCAUUCAUCGAUUUGAUGAAUGCAUUUACUCAAGGAGACUAAGGGACUAUAAUCAUGUGGGGACACAGAAAUGUAGAGUUGUGUGUCAUCUGCAUAGGUGUGAUAGGAGAUGUCAUACUGUUCCAUAAUCUGAGCUAGGGGAAGCAUAUAGAUGCAGUACAUUUAAUACCCACCUCUGUUGUUAUAUUGUCACACCCCUUAUAUGACACAAGCAAGCUAGCUGAUUACCAGUCAACCUUUGAAUGUGUGAACAUGAGGUAGGAGGGCGUAGCUUAGCGGUAACACAAGUCCACCGAGAGGGAAGAUAUUAGCAGGUUCACAAGGAUCACGACACUUAAAUGCACCACUCUCAGAGCAGUGGUCAUUUCUCUUCAGUUCUACACUAAUAUGGAUGUCUUAUAUUCCACUGAGACCACCUAACUCUUGAAGUGGAUAGGAGAUAGUCAAUUUCAGCAUGCCGAACUAUCCACCUCAGCCUAUGAUUCGAUACUUCUUGCCUCUUUUGUUGUGGGUGGACAGUUUUCACAGAGUGUCUGGUUCUAUUGGCGAUGGCAGACAGAUGUGGCAGAAGCCCAAUCCGGCUCCUAUCAGUCUAGAACAAGCGUUUCUCCAUGAUACAUUCCCCCCGGGAUUUCUCUGGGGAUCCGGGACGUCCGCCUUCCAGACAGAAGGUUCCUGGGACCAGGAUGGAAAAGGUGCAUCCAUCUGGGAUCGUUUCAGGCAAUCCCAAACAGCCGGUGACAGCUAUCUUCGUUGGGAAGAAGAUGUGCAAGGACUUGAGUUUCUGGGGGUGAAUUCAUAUUCUUUCUCCCUGUCGUGGCCGAGACUGUUCCCUGAUGGAAACGCGAGCGGUUUUCCCAAUGAACUCGCCGUGGAGCACUACGACCGUCUGAUAAACAGGCUGGUGGAAAAGAAAAUCGAGCCCAUCGUUACCGUUCAUCAUUGGGAUCUACCUCUGGUCCUGCAGGAGGUGUACGGAGGGUGGAAAAACGAAAAACUGAUUGAAUUUUUUGAGGAAUAUGCUGCAUUUUGCUUCCGUACUUUCGGAGACCGCGUUAGGUACUGGUAUACGAUGCAUAACCCAUAUCUGGUGGCUGUGCAGGGGUACGGGGUGGGUGCGCAUGCCCCAGGGGAAACCGGGGGGAUUGCAGCAUCUCUUAUUGUGGCCCAUAAUUUGAUCAAGGCACAUGCCAAAGCCUGGCACACCUACGACACGCAGUAUCGCCCAACUCAGAAGGGAAGAGUAUCCGUUGUAUUGGGUUCCCACUGGGUGGAACCUCAAAAUGGACAAGCCUCGGCCACCAGCGUUCAUCUUUGCCAACAGUCGAUGGAAGCCGUUCUCGGUUGGUUCGCCAAUCCCAUUCUAGGUGAUGGCGAUUAUCCAGCCUCUCUGAAAAUCAAACAUGGUGACCUUCUGCCUGAGUUCUCUACCGAAGAGAAGCUUUGGGUCAAGAACACGUCCGACUUUUUCGCUCUGUCCUUUGGACUAAACAACUUCCGUCUGGGUCGGAACCUACCCCACUUUGGCCAGGCUGUUUCUCCAGAUCUGAGACGCGUCCUGGGCUGGAUAAAGCUGGAGUAUGGGGACUUGCCUGUUCUAGUGGCCGAGGGGGGAUGGUUUUCUGAAGCAAGUGUGGGAAGAGAAGACACAGUGGCCAUUUAUCUGAUGAAGAGAUUUAUUAACCAAGUAUUACAAGCCAUCAGGUUGGAUGGGGUUCAGUUGCUAGGCUACACCGCGUGGUCACUGCUGGACGGCUUUGAAUGGAAUUACGACUACUCCAUCCGUCGGGGCCUUUUCUAUGUCAACUUCACUCAUCCCAAUCGCACCAGGACGCCCAAAACUAGCGCUCAGUACUUCAAGCAGAUUAUUGCUGAUAAUGGUUUCCCCCAAAUGGAGCCCUCAACAGAAGUGAGAGGGCGUUUCCCCUGUGAUUUUCAUUGGGGCAUUGCUGACUCCACUUUACAGGCCCGGUUUUUCCCGUUCUCCCCCCAAUUUACAGACCCCCAUGUGUACAGCUGGAACCGGACAGGAGACGGAUCAUUGCGGGUUAUCCCAGGAUUGAAGCUUCACACGAAUCGUUCCCAGUGCACCGACUACCUGGCCAUUCGGAGUCACCUUUACUUGUUUGCGUCUACCGGGGCGACGCACUACCGUUUUGCUCUUAACUGGUCCCUGAUUUUACCACAUGGAGACCUCACCCAUGUUAAUGUGGAAGCUCUGAGGUACUACCGCUGCGUCCUCACUGAGCUGAAGAAACUGGACUUGGAGGCCCUGGUUAUCCUCUACUAUCCGACACACAAGGCUCCAAACCUGGGCUUGCCUGGAGCUCUGCACGCCUCUGGAGGUUGGCUCAAUUACAGCACAGUCGAGGCCUUUCAGGAAUACGCAGAACUAUGCUUCCGCAAGCUGGGCUCCUUUGUCCGUCACUGGAUCACGGUGAAUGAGCCUAAUAGAUUGACCGAUGUUUACUCUGACGGGGAUAAACAACAGAGGGCUGCCCGGAACCUCCUUUUGGCUCACGCGAAGGCCUGGAGGCUCCACCGGCAGAAGUACGCUGAUCAGCGAGGGACGAUGGUGUCACUAGCGCUGCAUGCUGAUUGGGCUGAACCUGCAAACCCUUUCCUUGUAGAGUCACAUUCGAAAGCGGCGGAGAGAUUCCUUCUUUUGGAACUGGGUCGUUUCCUGGACCCGUUGCUAAGGACUGGAAAUGAAUUUCUGACAGUGAGAUCUCAACAAAGCUCUCCAGUUCUUACCUUUACGGAAACUGAAAGAGAGGAGCUUCGAGGUGCCUUGAGUUUCAUCGCGUUGAAUCAUUUCACCACCCGCCUUGUCGCCCCUUUGCCAAUGAACCUUCAGCAAAAACAAGCCGGUAAUCACGACUGCCUUAUCCUUUCCGAUCCUACCUGGCCCUCGUCGCAUCUGGGCCAAGAUCUGGUUCCUUGGGGGCUGCGAAAGAUCCUGAGCUGGGUGACUAAGCGAUACGGAAGAGCGCUGCCUGUCAUUGUCACGGCAAGCGGGGUGGAUGAUCAGGCUCUUUUCCAGGAUAACAUGAGGCAACACUAUCUGAAAAGUUAUCUACAGGAGGCUCUUAAAGCACACCAUUUGGAUGGAGUCAACCUCCGUGGUUUCUAUAUGUGGAAGCUGCAGGACGAUCAUCUACCCCAGUAUGGUCUUUUCACCUCUACCCAGCAACAAUCCAAAGCCAAGGCGUCCAUUAGCGUCUACAAACAAAUCAUUAGUCAGUGGGGAUUCCCCGAAGACAGCGCCUCGCACACGUGCCGCUCCGGGGAGGUCCAGUCGGCGUGUUCUGUAUGCGUAUGGGUGUCCGACAACAAGGCCCUGACCGUUUUUGGCUGUUGCCUCGUGAUCACUGCUGUCAUCUUCACUGCACUUGUCUUCUCCAUGCUCACGACCAGGAGAAAGUACAUCAAGGGACGAAGGAGUGGAGUGAGCAUGUUGAACAGGAGAAGAUGAGGAAGGAGUACGGUUGUUUUGUUUAUCGUGGUGGACUUGUUAAGAUGAAGGGGAAAACUGUAUAGUAGUGGUGGGACAAUAUAUCCAUAUUGUGAUAUCAUGAUACUUUCUAUCCUAUCGCAUAGACUUCACGAGCAGUUGACAGGAAAUCAGGCACGGGGCCGCGCUGUAGGAGGCCUAUUUUCAAAAACUUAAAAUUCAAAGAUUUUCAAAACCAAAGCCACUAGCGACCUAAACCCAAUCAGGCACUUCCCUUAGGCAUAUAUGAGUCUCCAUGAGCAGCGACAUCAAAAAAGUCGUUUCAAAAUAAAAUCUUGAUUAACUCAUUUGCUCCCAAAAAUGUAUAAAUAUGUUUUGUUUUUAAUUGUUUCAGUGUCCCAAAGACGUAUUUAUAGGUCUUUUACGUUUUUUUUUUCACAAGAGACAUCUCUAGGUUCUGAUUCAACUUAGCUCCAAAGCACAAAGCUGAAAAUCCAUUUUAAAGCAAUAAAACAGUCCACUGGAGGGCAGUAGCACAUUUGGUAAGUCCCCCAACCCGAUUCAACGGAACGAACGGCGGGCCGCACGGCCUGGGCGCAGGCGGAAGACGACCGAUGGACGUCCCGGAUGCCAGGCGGCGGACGACCGAGUAGAACAACCGGGAGGACGCCCGGGAUGCCAGGCGCUGGACGACCCAGCAGA